Oryza brachyantha (malo sina) is the source of this 2605-nucleotide messenger RNA. Its product is annotated as potassium transporter 6-like. The transcript has 8 exons. Bases 42 to 2249 code for a protein of 735 amino acids. Gene Ontology annotation, cellular component: membrane. The record is from RefSeq and is a predicted model, not a curated record. Gene Ontology annotation, biological process: potassium ion transmembrane transport. Lineage: Eukaryota; Viridiplantae; Streptophyta; Magnoliopsida; Poales; Poaceae. Gene Ontology annotation, molecular function: potassium ion transmembrane transporter activity.
GUCGUUUCGUGUCGCCGCGGGCGCGUGCAAUCUCGUCAGCAAUGGUGCCGCCUGCCGCCAACGGCGCCGGCGGCGAUGUCGUCCUCGAGCUCAGCCCUUCCGGCGACGACAGCUGGAAGCAUCUGCAACAGCAGGAGGAGGGCGACGGCGACGGCGACGACGGCUCCCCGCGCCGGACGUCCAGCUUCGGCCAGGCUUACAAGGCGCGGCACCGGCAACCUCAGAUGUUCACGGUGUGGCAGACGCUGCUGCUGGGGUACCAGUCGCUGGGCAUCGUCUACGGCGACCUCGGGACGUCGCCGCUCUACGUGUUCCCGUCCGUCGUCCUCCCCGACGCCGACGCGGCGGACCUCGUCGGCAUCCUCAGCCUCAUCAUCUGGACGCUCACCCUCAUGAGCCUCGUCAAGUACGCCCUCAUCGUCCUCAAGGCCGACGACCAUGGCGAAGGUGGCACCUUCGCGCUGUACUCGCUGCUGCGGCAGCACGUGAAUUUCAGGGGGAACAUACCGGUGCCGCUCACCCGGCUGGCGUCCGACGUCCAUCUCAAGUUCCACAGCAAGAGGAGAGACCGGCCGUCAUGGCUGCACCUGUUCCUGGAGAACAGCACCAAGGCGCAGGUGACCCUCACCUUCAUCGUGCUGGUCGGCACCUGCAUGCUCAUCGGCGACGGCGCCCUCACUCCGGCCAUCUCAGUUCUUUCGGCCGUGCAAGGAAUCCAGUCAAGAUCUUCGCACAUCAAACAAGAGCACGUCGUGGUGCUGAGCUCCCUGAUCCUGGUGGUCCUCUUCCUCGUCCAGCGGUUCGGCACCGGCAGGGUCAGCUCCUCCUUCUCGCCGAUCAUGCUGGUGUGGUUCGCGUCCAUCGCGGCGACCGGCGUCUACAACGUCGCCGUCUACUACCCGCCGGUCCUGAAGGCCUUCUCGCCGCACUACAUCUACCUCUACUUCGCCAAGAACGGGCGAGCCGGGUGGGAGCAGCUCGGUGCAGUUAUUCUCUGCAUCACAGGUGCUGAGGCCAUGUUUGCUGAUAUGGGACACUUCAACAAGUCGUCGAUUCAGGUCGCAUUCUCGACGGUGGUGUACCCGUCCCUGAUCCUGGCAUACUCCGGGCAGGCGGCGUACCUGGUGAAGCACCCCGGCGACAUGAGCACGGCGUUCUACAGCAGCGUCCCCCGGCCGCUGUUCUGGCCGAUGUUCGUCGUGGCCACCCUGGCCGCCAUCGUCGCCAGCCAGUCGCUCGUCUCCGCCAGCUUCUCCAUCAUCCGCCAGUCCAUCGCCCUGGGCUGCUUCCCGAGGGCCACGGUGAGGCACACCUCCGACGAGCACGAGGGCCAGGUGUACUGCCCGGAGAUCAACUACUUCCUGAUGCUCGUCUGCCUCCUCAUCACCGUCGGCUUCCAGGGUGGCCCGGAGAUCGGCCGCGCUUUCGGCGUGGCAGUGAUCUGGGUGAUGCUUCUGACGACGAUGCUGAUGACGGUGGUGAUGAUCGUGAUCUGGGAGGUGAACGGCGCCCUGGCCGGCGCGUUCUUCGUCUUCUACCUGGCGAUCGAGGGCACGUACAUGAGCUCGCUGAUGACCAAGGUGCCGCAGGGCGGGUGGGUGCCGUUCGCCAUCACCGCCUUCUUCCUCGCCAUCACGCUGUCGUGGACGUACGGCCGCAAGAAGAAGCGCGAGUACGAGGCGCGCAACGCCGUCGGCGAGGAGGAGCUCGCCGGCAUCGUGUCCCGGAGCGCCCGCGUCCCGGGGGUCUGCUUCUUCUGCACCGACCUGAUGGACGGCGUCCCGCCGAUCGUGCGCCACUACGCCGCCAACACGGGCUCCCUCCGCCAGCUGCUGCUGUUCGUCACGUUCCGCACGCUGCCGGUGACGACGGUGCUCGCCGGCGAGCGGUUCCUGGUGGCGCGGGAGCCCGGCCGCGCCGGGGUGUACCGGUGCAUCGUCCAGUACGGGUACAUGGACGAGCGCGACAUGGUGGGCGACGACUUCGUCCGCGCCGCCAUCGCCGCGCUGGGCGAGGUGGCCGAGUCCGCCGAGGAGGCCGCGGCCAUGGAGCUGGCUCCGGCGAGCGGCGUCAGCUACGUGCUCGGGAGGACGGUGCUGAGCAUGCGCAGGGCGAGGCGCAACUGGUUCAGGCGCUUCGUCAUCAACGAGGUCUACAGGUUCUUGCAGAAGAACUUUAGGUCAAACGUCUCCACGCUCCGGAUCGACCAUGCCAAGACCUUGCAGGUCGGAAUGAUCUAUGAGAUCUGAGUUACACCAUAAUAUAAAUUAGACAAAAACUACGGUACGGUAUUCCUCUGCCCGCCCAUCUCUGCACGGACAUUCCGUUCGGAGGGAAUAUCAUCCUGUAGCAAUUCUCAAUAUAUUAUUACUCCAUAUGAUAUUACUCCAUAUGAUAUUACUCCAUAUGAUAAGGAGAUUGCUCAUGGAUCUUGCUGGAGUACUAGUUUGCGUUUUUUUUUUUUUGGCUUGUAACAAGACUAGUUUUUUUUUACUGGCAGAUUGGAUUUUCAUGUUUUUUGUUUUCUGAUUAUGGAAUAGUAUAAUCCAACCUAACAUAUAUGUAUAUAUCCGGCCAGCUUAUAUGUUUGAGAAAAUUACUCUAA